Ostrea edulis (European flat oyster) is the source of this 993-nucleotide messenger RNA. RefSeq lists its product as uncharacterized. The coding region runs from base 10 to 993 and encodes 327 amino acids. NCBI's taxonomy places the organism in Eukaryota, Metazoa, Mollusca, Bivalvia, Ostreida, Ostreidae. The transcript is spliced from 7 exons. The record is from RefSeq and is a predicted model, not a curated record. Gene Ontology annotation, molecular function: scavenger receptor activity.
AAAUCACGGAUGGAGCUACAGGUGUUACUCACAGUCGGGAUCGGCGUUCUCUUCCUUGUUCCGGCACAAUGUUUUGUGAACCUUGCACGAACUGAGAAGUUCCGCGGCACGCCAUCACAGAGUACCACAUACACAAGUCCUGCUAUUCAUGGUCAACCUGACCAUGCUGUGGACGGACUCUUAGAGCUUGAUGACGGCGGCGCCAGUACCUGCUCCUUUACAUUGGGUGGAGUCGAUCAUCAGACAGCAUGGUGGAAAAUGACGAUGAAAGUCUUUGUUAAUGUGGCGUAUUUGCAAAUCCAUUUCCGCAAAUUUACUAACAAUCGACAACUGGGAUUCUCAGUAUAUGCCUUUAACGACACCGGCUUCGAACCACCGUACACAGGGAGAGGACUACGAGUAUAUGCUCACGACGCCACAUGUCUUCCAAUGAUUUACAACGUAACUCUCAAUACAGUGACGAAGGGGAUCGCUUUAUAUAACUCCAGAAUAAAUGAACUGCUAACAAAUUGUUUCGGAUAUGAACCGUCAUUUGCUACCCUUGAAACCUGUGAAAUAUUGAUCAUGGGUUGUGCAGAGAGACAUUAUGGAGAAAAUUGUACACCUUGCGAUUCAAAAUGCUUAGACAGGCAGUGUGAUGCAUUUGAUGGGUCCUGUAUCUAUGGAUGUCAUAACAGUUUGAUGAUCGCUCCUGGAUGUAAUGUUUGUAAAGGACUGUUGUAUGGAGAAAACUGUACUGAACCUUGUGGACAUUGUUUCAAUGGAAGCCAAUGUGACAUGACAGGUGUCUGUCUUAAAGGAUGUGAACAUCAAUGGGGUGGACCCCUGUGUGACGUUUGCAGUGGCGGAUUUUACGGACCAAACUGUACAUUACAAUGUGGACAGUGUAAAAAUGGUUCAUACUGCAACGUGACAACUGGGAUAUGUGAAGAAGGAUGCCAGGAUAAUUGGAGGGGAGACAAAUGUGACGGGAGUCCUGAUGCAUUACAUUAG